AUGAGAAGAAGACACAGGAAAAAGGCCAAAACCGUGAACAAAAUUAACAAUGUACAAACGUCGGAAUUAGAGAGGACCAACUUAGUUGAGCUCCCUCAUGACCUAGUGAUGGAGAUUAAUGGGAGAUUGCCUCUCAAGUCUGUGGCUAGAUUUCUCACAGUAUCUAAGUUAUGGGAAACAACUGUACGAAGUCCAGAUUUCAUCACAUCUUACCCGCGUGGGUCUUCGGGUCAACCUCGUACCCUAAUCGCUGCCGACCUCAAUUCAAACCGAUGCCAUUCCAGCAGAUCUAGAGUGAAUGGAGAUUUGCACUUGUGAUCCUCAUCAUCAUCAAGGUCUUGUAUAUCACGUCUGACCAUUCCUGUCACGUAUCAUCACUACAUGAAGUGCUUUUAUCAUCAUGUUAACGGAUUGAUAAGCGUUGGAUAUGGUCAAGACCAAAUCCUUUUUAACCCCGUCACUGGUAAGUCCAUACCUUUACCACGCCCCAAAACAAGGAGAAAGCUCGUAAAAAGUUUCUUCGGGUAUGACUCAGUUAGUGAUCAAUACAAAGUGUUGUGCAUGACGAUAAAAAUGCAUGGCCUUCAUGAAGAACCAUCAUCUGAACAUCAAGUGUUGACGUUGACAUUGGGAGCUAAAAUGAAACCAUGGGAUAUGAUCAAGUGUAGCGUUCCUCACCGUCCUUCGUCUAACGGUGUGUGCAUAAAUGGUGUUGUGUAUUAUGUUGCUAGAACCGGGGCAGGAAUGUCGCAUAUGCGCUUAAUGAGAUUUGCUUUGAGGCCUGGUAACAUGUUGGAUCUUUUUGCUAGCUUACCUGAAGAGACUCAAACUACAGGGAUUCUCUUUUUGAUGAACUACGAGGGGAAAUUAGCCAUACCCUCUCAACCUACAUCAUAUACAUACGAUGUGUGGGUUCUGAAUCAGCUGGAAGGAGCAAACCAUGAAUGGUUGAAGAAAAUAACUUUCAGUAUUGAACCUUGGAAGACUAAAUGGAAUGGUUCAUGUGGCUUUGUAUACGUGAGAGGCAUUACUCAUAAGGGUGAGUUUAUUUUGGCACCAGAGUACUAUACUAAUGAGUUUUAUGUCUUCCAUUACAAUCCUGACAAGAACAGUUUUCGAAAGAUUGUGAUUCCAGUAUCCGCAGGCUAUAAGGUUAAGCCUCAUCAUAAAAUAGCAUACGUUUUUUCGGAUUACGUAGAGACUGUUAGGUUAAAUCCCGACAUGAACAGUUUCACGAGGACUAAGGUUGAACCGUCCGCAUACUAUAAUAUAAGGCAAUUAAUGAUGUUUUCGGAUUACGUUGAGAGUGUUAGGUUUUUGUAG
This is a messenger RNA of Capsella rubella, 1323 nucleotides long. Its product is annotated as putative F-box protein At5g15660. Lineage: Eukaryota; Viridiplantae; Streptophyta; Magnoliopsida; Brassicales; Brassicaceae. The record is from RefSeq and is a predicted model, not a curated record. Gene Ontology annotation, molecular function: protein binding.